Messenger RNA from Doryrhamphus excisus (bluestripe pipefish), 1878 nucleotides. Its product is annotated as rho-related GTP-binding protein RhoA-C-like. Gene Ontology annotation, biological process: small GTPase-mediated signal transduction. Gene Ontology annotation, molecular function: GTPase activity; GTP binding. The record is from RefSeq and is a predicted model, not a curated record. Lineage: Eukaryota; Metazoa; Chordata; Actinopteri; Syngnathiformes; Syngnathidae.
UUACAAGUGAUGCCCACCUGCGCAUGCGUUCCAGGGAUGGGCGGAGUUAAGUCGGUCGGGAAGGAAGAGCAGAAAGGAGGACACGGGAACAUCUAGCGAUGGCUGCCAUUAGGAAAAAGUUGGUUAUUGUUGGAGAUGGUGCGUGUGGGAAGACUUGUCUCCUCAUCGUCUUCAGUAAGGACCAGUUUCCAGAGGUCUACGUCCCCACUGUGUUUGAGAACUACGUGGCGGACAUUGAAGUGGACGGCAAACAGGUGGAACUGGCACUUUGGGAUACAGCAGGCCAGGAGGACUAUGACAGACUGAGGCCUCUCUCCUACCCGGACACAGAUGUUAUUCUCAUGUGUUUCUCAGUUGACAGCCCCGACAGUUUAGAGAACAUUCCAGAAAAGUGGACGCCUGAAGUGAAACACUUUUGUCCAAAUGUCCCCAUCAUCCUGGUGGGCAAUAAAAAAGAUCUGCGUAAUGAUGAGCACACCAGACGGGAGCUUGCCAAGAUGAAACAGGAACCCGUUCGAUACGACGACGGCAAAGAGAUGUCGAGCCGCAUCAACGCCUCUGGCUACCAGGAGUGCUCCGCCAAAACCAAAGAUGGCGUGCGGGAGGUUUUUGAGAUGGCGACUCGUGCGGCGUUGCAAGCCAAAAAGCGCUGCAAGAAGUCCACAUGUGUUCUGCUAUAGAGUUGCGGCGGAAUGGGAAGCUGACCCUCCAGCGCACAUGGAGAAUAGAGCUGGGGCGGUGGGAGGGGGCGUGGGGGCCUAAACAUAUGGCCGCUCAAUUUGUGAUCGAUCACCCAUUGCACAACGGCAAAAUCAAACACAUCUGCAACAAUUUCGGGGGGUUCAAACGUGCCAACAUCGUCACGGAGACAAAGGCAUAAGUCAAUGGGCACAUCUCACAGGUAAAUAAGUGAUAAAUAUAACAUUAUAAGGUUAUUGAUCGAGACGAUGUCUUAAGUGUUUUUCUUACUACACAGUAUCGCCUACAUGUAGUGCCUUGAGAGUAGUAAUCGGACCGAGUCACAUAACUUGAUGAGACGCUAUUUGUCAUUUGUAGUACCAAACAUUUGAACACCUCUGUUGGCUUGCCUCCCAUCAGGCCUAUCUUCUGACUCAGGCCCAAAUCAGAUUUCAUGAGGUAUUUUUUCCCCCCAUACCGAUAUCUAUAGAGUAGAUGUAUGAGUGCAGCCACGUGGUGCUUUGUUUCCUCUAGUGCAGGUCUGCAUGCAGUGAAUGUGUGUACAUUUUAUGGCUGUGUGUACGUACCGUGUUUGUCUAUCUAAACCACUCGUGUCCAUGCCAGUUACCCCCCCACCCCCACCGAUCGCCAUGUCGUUUGGCUCGGCCUGGUAAUAAAAUGCUUCUCAGAGUGAUAUAGAAACCUCCACUUUAUGGACGACCAUAAUAAGUAGAGGCACAAUCAGGUUAUCUCGAGACUUUUAGGACCUUUGUAUGUGUGAAAGAGAUUUGAUUUUUUUUUUUUUUAAUCAGUGGGUCAAAUCUUGAGUAGUGUAGUUGAUAAAUUUCAAUAUUAUUUCCAGUAGAUGAUGGAUUUAUUACUAUAAUGUCCAUGAUGUACUAUUUGUCUCACAAGGCCUUGUAAGGACAUUUUAAUGUGUAUUUUAUUUGCCUUUGACUCAAAUCUCUUCAGCAUUCUUAAUGAUUGUUACUAUUGUAUUAUAACUUUAUAAUGUUGACUAUCAUUGUCUUUGUUGUUUUUUUUUUAACACGCAAUUAAUCCUGAUUAGCUGAUUUUGUAACCAUAGUGUCAUUGAAUUCAUUGGCGGGUGGGUUUUUUGUUGUUGUUUUUUUUUGUUCUUCGGCGUUGGGAUUUCUGCAUUUAUUUUUGUUUCCCCUGAAUAAAGCUGGUUUUAGGGUA